CGCAGUGGCAUUCGUUUCAGUGAGCGUCGUUGUUGCUGUGGUAUCUGGGUUAAAAAAUGAGUGAAUUUUUUAAAUCUGCGAUGGGAUAUUUUAACACACCAACUCCACAAUCUACUGCAAGUGGCGGAGGAAAUACUACUAACGAAUUUUGUGGACAAAUUGUUAACAUAUCAGGGCAGAAAUUACGUGUAAAAAGCGUGAUAGCUGAAGGCGGGUACGCGUUUGUAUAUGUAGCACAAGAUAUACAAACAAACAGAGAGUACGCCCUAAAGCGUCUUCUUGGUGCAGAUAAACAAGCUUGCAAUGCAAUCAUAAACGAAAUAAACACACAUCAACAGUUGUCAAACCAUCCAAACAUUGUUUCGUUCGAGAAUGCUAUGUUUAUAGACAAAACUUCUGGACCACAGCAACGUGCCGAGUAUCUGUUGCUCACUGAACUAUGUAAAGGAGGAUCACUCAUUGAUUGCUUACAGCAAACUUUGGAUCCGUCGUUGGUAUUGCGAAUUUUUUAUCAAGCUGCUCGAGCUGUUUCGCACAUGCAUAGCCAAACACCUCCAAUAAUACAUCGUGAUAUUAAAAUUGAAAACUUUCUUAUCGGCAAUGAUAAACAAUUAAAACUUUGCGAUUUUGGUUCUUGUACAAGGGAAAUAUAUUUGCCAUCAUUGGAAUGGGGUGCAACACAAAGGGGUGUUCUGGAAGAACAACUAAAUUCCGUCACAACGCCUAUGUACCGCGCACCUGAAAUGCUCGAUACUUGGUCAAAUUAUGAAAUUGGGACUAAAUUAGAUAUAUGGGCUCUAGGCUGCAUACUUUAUGUUUUAUGUUUUCAAAAGCAUCCAUUUGAGGAUUCAGCCAAACUACGUAUUGUAAAUGGAAAUUAUAUAACACCAAGUGAUUCUCGUUAUAAUUGCUUUCAUGAAAUAAUAAAAGGUUGUCUUACUGUAAAUCCAUCACAACGAUUUAAUAUUUCAACGAUUCUAGAGCGUUUGGCUGCGUUAAGUGAGACUCGAAAUUGGUCACUUAAAGGUGCUUUAGAUUUACAUGGCAAACCAAUUGACACAUCACCAGUAGAGCAAAUUAAUGGCUCAAUUGUUACACCACAGGUAAAACCUAUAGGAUCACAACAGAGUCAGUCCAUGUUUUAUACUGAUGAUAUACCAGCACAAAAUACACGUACAACUCAGCCGCAAAACAAUCAGUGUCAAAAUCCUCCAGUUCCUAGUAAUUCUUCUAUCACUAGCAAUACAAACGGUAGUAUAUUUUCAUCACUUCGAGGGGGUGCAGGUAGUUUUCUUAAAAAUCUAAAGGACACAUCAUCAAAAGUUAUGCAAACAAUGCACCAGACCAUUGCUCGAAAUGAUUUAGAUAUUAGUUACAUAACCUCCCGUUUGUUAGUAAUGCCAUGUCCUUCAGAAGGCUUUGAAUCAGCUUAUAAAACAAACAAUAUUGAUGAUGUUCGACUUUCAAUAGAAAAUCGUUUUCCGCCGCAAAAAGUAAGUGUGUACAAUUUUGGCUCUCGAAAUUGCCCCCGUCUAGCACCACCUGUGCGCACUGUUGAAGUUGGUUCUAUAUUCGCUUGUCUUCAAUCUCAUGCGCCUAACUUACAGGGCAUAUUUUCGGUAGCUGAAGAUAUGUACGGUUUUUUAAACGCAGAUUCCAAAUCUAUAGUAAUAAUACAAACAAGUGAUUCAGGAGGUUGUGCAGCUGCGACAAUUGUUUGUGCUUUACUUAUGUACUCGGAUUUAAUUCAAGAACCUGAGGAUGCUAUACAAGUAUUCGCUGUCAAGCGUCAUCCCAUUAACUUAAGACCAUCCGAGUUUCGCUAUCUAUAUUAUUUUGGUGACAUUUUACGCCCUACACCAUUACUGCCACAUUAUAAAACUGUGAACUUGGUAUCUUUGGACUGUCAACCAGUGCCACGCAUGACUAAAGCACGGGAUGGAUGUCGUUUUUUUAUAGAAGUAUAUUGUAAUGAUCGUAUGCUGCUUACAACAGUACAGGACUAUGAAAAAAUGAGGCUAUACUUGACUAGUCCAGGUAAAAUAACAUUACCUAUUAAUGUAACUGUGUGUGGAGACUUGACAGUGGUACUUUACCAUGCAAGGAACGGACUCAAAGGCAUGGUACGACCUCAAAGUCUAAAGAUUUGUCAAUUUCAAAUACAUACCGGUUUUAUACCGGAACAAGAGACUCUCAUAAACUUCACUACAAAUGACUUGGAUGACUUGCCAGAUACUGAACAAGUUUCUCAGGAUUUUACAGUGUCUUUGUCAUUAAAUGUGUCUGACAACGAGAAACCACCAAGUAGAAACCCUCCGUGGUUACCUGCAAAACCUAUGAGGAACCCACAUAAUUUAUUUAGUUCACAAUUAGAAUUUGAAGAAAUGAUUGAUAAUUUCGUAACUAAACCGGUUCCAAACAGACCUGCUGAAAUAACGAGGUCUUCAUCAAUUAAAUCAGCAGUUUCAAUACAAAAGAAUUCACGACCAAACUCACCUUUAAUUUUACCAGAUGUUACAGAAAUUCACCACGAAAUAGCGCAACCGAUACCAGAGCCAUCACCACCAAUCGAUUUGCUAAAUUUAAAUCAACCAAAUACCUCACAGUUACCACACAAUUCUCCACCCACUGUUAUACCUACGUCUGAUGCUAGCUUCGAUUUGUUGGGUGCGUUUGGGGAUGAUGAUUCCUCCGGCAUAGGUUCAGCUCCUAUUCCAGAUAUUUUAGCUGACAAUUCGCAACCAAAAUUAACAGCAGGUUUAGACGAUAUAUUCGGUUCUUUGGAUUCCUCAGCGCCUACUAUUAAUAUAAAUUAUAACGCGUUUGUACCUAAACACUCUACAUCAGCAACAAGCACAGUUGGUCAUAAUUUUUCGAAUACGUCACCUAUUUUACCAACUCCAUUAAAUUCGUCAAAUGUACCUGGUUUCAGUAAAAAGACAAAUAGUAAGGACGCAUCCCCUCAGCAAAUGAGUGAUCCGUUUGCUGAUUUGGCCAACUUAGCUUCGGGACUAAAUAUUAAUUUUAAUGCCAAUGCAAUUGGUGGAAAAUCGAAUGGUACAACACCUAUUGGUAAUAGUCCAUUUACCACACAAUUUUCAAGUCCCACACAUAAUUCUGGACUACGUAUUCCACAAGCACAGCAAUCCGCAAGUUCGUCACCGAACCAUAUGCAAUCGCCAAAUGGACCAACUAAUUCCAAUAGACCAUCGCCGCAAUCAACCCCACAACCAAGUGCCAAUACUAAUACACAAAAUUCUCAACGUCCUGACUAUAAUCGAGCACACUUCGAAGCACCAAAAUCAUCUCAAAAUGCGAACACACAAUCAAAAAAUGCUGAUAUAUUUGCAGACAUUUUGGGUGAACAGGGUUAUAAGUUUGGAAGUAAAGGAAAUCAAGGACCACGCUCCAUUAAUGAUAUGCGUAAAGAAGAUUUAAUCAAAGACAUGGAUCCAGAUAAAGUUAGAAUAAUGGAAUGGACCGAAGGUAAAAAGAGUAACAUACGUGCGCUUCUUUGCUCUAUGCACACCGUAUUAUGGACGGAUGCAAAGUGGAAUAAGUGUGAAAUGUCAACCCUGAUAACUGCAGCAGAUGUUAAAAAAGCAUACAGGCGUGCUUGUUUAGCUGUACAUCCCGAUAAGCACAAUGGAACAGAUAAUGAGGAAAUUGCGAAACUUAUUUUUAUGGAACUUAAUAAUGCAUGGACAGACUUCGAAAAUGAUUCCACACAGCAAAAUAUUUUUAACAGUUAAAAUUUAUGUAUAAUUUUAGAUAUAAAGAGGUUAAUCAAAAUUUGCUUAUGAUUUAAUCGUUAAACGAAAUUGUUUAAGUUUAUAACUGUGCAUACCCAACAGAAGUUUCGCUAUUCCAAUCAUUUAAAUUUUAAGCCAAUGAGAUAUUAUAAUAAUUGCUCAUGUGUUACGCUAUAUAUGU
Messenger RNA from Teleopsis dalmanni, 3933 nucleotides. It is a transcript of the gene aux, whose product is annotated as cyclin-G-associated kinase. The record is from RefSeq and is a predicted model, not a curated record. Gene Ontology annotation, cellular component: cytoplasm. Gene Ontology annotation, biological process: positive regulation of Notch signaling pathway; regulation of clathrin-dependent endocytosis; protein phosphorylation. NCBI's taxonomy places the organism in Eukaryota, Metazoa, Arthropoda, Insecta, Diptera, Diopsidae. Gene Ontology annotation, molecular function: ATP binding; protein serine/threonine kinase activity; AP-2 adaptor complex binding. The coding region runs from base 57 to 3752 and encodes 1231 amino acids. The transcript has 13 exons.